This is a messenger RNA of Indicator indicator, 3246 nucleotides long. It is a transcript of the gene MCF2, whose product is annotated as MCF.2 cell line derived transforming sequence. The transcript is spliced from 29 exons. Gene Ontology annotation, cellular component: cytoplasm. The record is from RefSeq and is a predicted model, not a curated record. Lineage: Eukaryota; Metazoa; Chordata; Aves; Piciformes; Indicatoridae. Bases 37 to 3246 code for a protein of 1069 amino acids. Gene Ontology annotation, biological process: dendrite development; intracellular signal transduction. Gene Ontology annotation, molecular function: protein binding; guanyl-nucleotide exchange factor activity.
ACACCCAUCUGUGCAAAAGACAUCAGUGAUGAUUUGAUGAAAGAGUUUGCUUUUCUUUCUGGUGGCCGAGGGAAAGACAAGGCUUGGAUUAUCACCCUCCCCGACAACGCUCGCUUCAACGAGGUGCCUGAGGAGAUCGUAUCUAAAGUCUUAACAUACCUCACAUCAGUCCCCAGUCAACAUGAGUCUGACACCAAAUUUAUCCUAAUCCUGGAUAGAAGAUUGGACACAUGGACAUCGGUCAAAAUGACUCUCCAAAAAAUAGCAGCAUCUUUCCCAGGGAACCUGCACUUGGUGAUGGUUCUCCGUCCCACGGGGUUCUUCCAGCGCACCUUCACUGACAUUGGAUUUCGGUUCAGUCAGGAGGAUUUUCUGCUCAAGUUACCGGUUGUUAUGCUGAGCUCAGUUAGUGACCUGCUGACAUACAUUGAUGAACACCAAUUAACCCCCGAGUUUGGAGGCACCCUGGAGUACUGCCACAGCGAGUGGGUCAUCUUCAGGACUGCAAUAGAGAGUUUUGCGCUCACAGUGAAGGAAAUUGCACAGAUGUUGCAGUCCUUUGGCAUGGAGCUGGCAGAGACUGAGCUUCCAGAGGACAUGUACUCAAUCGAGCGCAUCCUGGCCCUGCGCACCGAGAAGUACUACCAGCUCAAGGAAGAUAUUACAGCAGUCACAAAAGAAGGGAACUUGCUUUUGAGCAGUUUUGAAGAGCCUGACCUGGGGGAAUGCAGUGAGGACCAAGAGCACGAGAGGCCUGGGGACUGGGAGACCGUGAAUCGGUUACUUGGUCAGCUGCAUGAGAUGGAGACUGCUUUUGAUGGCUUCUGGGAAAAACAUCAGUUAAAAAUGGAGCAAUAUUUGCAACUGUGGAAGUUUGAGCAAAGUUUUCAAGAGGUCAAGAAUGCCAUUGAAUUUUUAAUGAGUCAGCAGGCGGAGCUGCCCGACACUGGUGACAGUGUUCCCCAAGUGAAGCAGAGGCUCAAGGACUUGGCUCAUUUUGAUGGUAUGGCUCAGGAUCUGAUAGGGAAGGCUCAGGUGGUGAUACUACAUGGACACCAGCUCGCAGCGAAUCAUCACUACGCACUCAACUUGAUCUGCCAGCAGUGCAAUGAGCUGCGGCACCACUCCGAUGUCUUGUCUGAUGAGAUCAAAAGGAAGCAGAUGCGGCUGCAGAAGACCUUGGAUCUUCAUACCCGCCUUCAGCAGGCUCUGCAGUGUUGUGAUGAAGGUGCCUACCUGCUUGCCAACCAGCAGAUGGAUAAGUGCCAGUCUAAAGAAGGUGCUCAGAAAGCUCUCCAGGACAUAGAAAGGUUUCUUGAAAGCUCUUCAGCCUACUUAAACUAUGAUCCCCAAGCCCUACACUACGAUUUUGAGUCAGUCUUAACAUCAGAAUUGAAGUGCCAGAUACAGUCAGUGCAGGUCAAGCUUGAAAACGUUCGAAGCAUGUUUGAGAACCGUCAGUCUUGCUUCAAGAAGCUGCUGGAUAAACACGUGAGGCCUGUCCAGUUAGUGGCCCCUCGGCCAGAAAAUCCACCCAGAUCAAAAUCUCCAUUGUUCUCUCCUAAACAUGGUAUGGAUUUUAAUUCCAGUUUGAAAUUUUCAUUUGACCUCUCUCUCCCUGGGAAGAAAACAUCAAGAAAAACUCCAAGUUCUCGCAAGAUUGAAGUGAUGCACGACUAUCAGGAAAAACGGAAUUCCUUGCAGUAUUUUAUUUCAGACAGUGAUGACAACUUGGAUAUACUAAAAGGCCAUGUCAUAAAUGAACUUAUAGAAACUGAGAGAGUGUAUGUAGAGGAACUCUUCACUGUGUUGACGGGCUACAGAGCUGAGAUGGAUAAUCCUGCCAUGCUCAUCCUCAUGCCUCCCGUGCUGAGGAACAGGAAGGAUGUCCUCUUUGGGAACAUGCCUGAGAUAUACGACUUCCACAACAAAAUUUUCCUGCACAGUUUGGAAAGCUGCCUGGGAGCACCCGAGAGAGUAGGAUGCUGUUUCCUAGACAGGCGAGAGGAUUUCCAGAUGUAUGAGAAGUACUGCCAGAACAAGCCCCGCUCGGAGUCCCUGUGGAGGCAGUGCUCUGAGAGCACCUUCUUCCAGGAAUGCCAAAGAAAAUUAGAGCACAAACUGGGGCUGGAUUCCUAUUUGCUCAAACCAGUGCAGCGCCUGACAAAAUACCAGUUACUUCUGAAGGAGCUGCUGAAGUACAGCACGAGCUGUGAUGGAGUUCAGGAACUUCAAGAAGCUCUGGUUGCAAUGUUGGAUUUGCUGAAGUCAGUCAAUGACUCUAUGCAUCAGAUUUCAAUAACAGGAUAUGAUGGUGACCUGAGCGAGCUGGGGAAGGUAUUGAUGCAAGGAUCUUUCAGUGUUUGGACAGGGCACCGAAAAGGUCCAACAAAGAUGAAGGAUCUUGCCAGGUUCAAGCCAAUGCAGAGGCAUCUGUUCCUGUAUGAGAAAGCCUUGGUCUUCUGCAAGAAGCGAGAGGAGCAUGGAGAUGGAUAUGACAAAACCUCAUCCUACAGUUUUAAGCAUUUUUUGAAAAUGAAUGCAGUUGGAAUAACUGAGAAUGUGAAAGGAGACCAUCGGAAAUUCGAGAUCUGGUACAGUGGGCGCGAAGAGGUCUAUGUGGUGCAGGCUCAAACAGUAGAUCUGAAGAUGGCAUGGUUGAAUGAAAUAAGAAAAAUUUUGUUCAAGCAGCAGGAGCUCAUAAAAGUGGAGAAGCAGCAGCCCAGCUCAUGCAUGGACCAGCUCCCGCUCUCAUCGCAGCUGACUGAUAGAAAGCAGCAGAGAGCCUCCAUCAGCUCAGAAGAGAACGACUCGGAGCGCACCAGCCCGGUGAUGCUGGACAGUGGGCUCGUGUCCCCCCAGAACAAGCCCCACAGAAGCUGGCCAGGAAUGUCACAGUCCCUGGAAAUCUGCGAGGGGCUGGAGGAGUGGUCGGGUAACCAAUACCUCUCCAACUGCUCGGACACUGAGGAGGAGGAUGGGAACCAGCUGUCUCCAGGAAAAUACAAAGCCCUUGCAGACUGCAAGAGGAGAGGAUCAGAGGACCUGCUGGUGAAAAACGGGGAUGAAAUUCAACUUUUGCAUGAAGAUGGUGAGGGACAGUGGUUGGUGAAAAACCUAAACAGAAGAAAAGAAGGCUGGAUCCCUGUCCACAGUCUGCAGAUCGUAGUGGGUGACUGCAGAUUUCGGAAUGCCAAAGUUGCAGAUGCUGCCCUGUGUAACACAAGAAAGUUCAGUUCCCCUUGA